UUGCUCUGAUGAAGUGGGGAGAGAGAGGAGCAAGUGGACUAGUUGUUCUUCAUAUAUAUAUUUAUAUAUAAUUCUGUUUGAUUUGUUGGAAAUUAUGGGUUAGAGGUCUUCAUUCUUCUGCUUUUUGACGCUUAAAUUGCGGAAUAAAAGGUAUACACCUCUAUAUAUGGAUGAGUACUCUGGUAAAAGAGCCGUUGGUGGGAUUGCUAUCCCUAGAAAGAGAUCUGGUCUUGUUUUGAGAGAUGCAGUUGACAAUAGGGAUCAAAAUGCUCAAUUUUGCAACCGACUUGGAUGCAAUGGCAGACUUAACUACGGAAAAGGUACUCAAAUUGAAUGUUCUGAGAAGGCCAAAUCUUCAAGGUCUUGUAUUCAUUCUUCAAGUGACAAGGAAAUAAUUGAAGGUUCCUCUAGGGGUUCCUCCAUGGUGACCAGCACAAGAAAAUCAUUCCAGGAAUUUCACAGAAAGCGAUUUUCUCAACUACAACCAGAUUCAUCAGAAACUAGUACCGUUCAGGAUGAGCCAGAAGUCUCAGAACUUAUUCCCUCGUCAGAAAAGGUUCAGACUGGGUUUCAGUGCAGAUUAAAAGAUGCGGAGUCUGGCAAAGUUGGAAUGACGGAAGUGGGGAGCUCCAGUAUAGCAUCAGAGAGUAGAUCCCAGAAGACAUUUCAGCAAAAAUCUAGAUUGGCAGACCUAGAUACCCAAUUGGGUUCCUCUGUUCCCUUGGCAUCUAAAAGAACCUUUUAUGGGGCAAGAAAUGGUGCCAGUGCAAGCAGGUAUGGUUUGAAAAAUUUAAAAUGCAAUUCAGUAUCUGAUGUCCUUCCAUCAGGUUCUUCAUCAUCAGAUCCAAAACUUAGUAGAAGAAAGGAUAUGGUAAAGAAGAGAAAUCCUGAAGGAGAAACCAGUUAUUCUGAUAGAGGGAAAAAGAUGAGUGGAUCAUCAUCAGGACUUGUUUCCAUGUCUACCAAUGGUAUCACCUUUUCUGAUUCAAGACGAGCCAGAAAUUUCCCUUCUAGCAGGGAUAAUGGUGUUGCAUCUGUUAGGACUCGGAGGUCAAUAGAUGGUAACAAUAGGAUGAUGCUUUCUAAUCAAGGAAAUGAAAAUAAUGCAUCACUGACUCGGUCACCUGUUGGGAUGCCACAAAUGCCUCAGCCUGAAAUCGCUAUUGGCUCAAAUGAUGCUAGUUCAUCACAUCAGUUUUCAGCAGAAGCUUCUUCAAGUUAUUCGAAUUCUUAUAACCGUCCUAGUGCUGGUGGUAGCAAUGUACCGAGUAUGAUGCCAAUUGAUGUUGGAGAACAUGGCAUUACCCUUUCUUCAAUGAAUCAUGAUAGCUUGCGGCGAUAUAACAUGGAUGGAAUUACUGAGGUACUAUUGGCGCUUGAGAGAAUUGAACAAGAUGAAGAGCUAACAUAUGAGCAAUUACUUACUUUGGAGACAAAUUUAUUACUUGGCAGCCUUAGCUUCUAUGAUCAGCAUAGAGACAUGAGACUGGAUAUUGAUAACAUGUCAUACGAGGAAUUAUUAGCUCUAGAGGAGAAGAUGGGUACUGUGAGCACAGCACUAUCAGAAGAAGCAUUAUCCAGAUGUCUUAGGAGAAGCAUCUAUCAGCCUACACCUCCAGUGGAAAGAACAACGGGAUGCAGUGGGGAUGAUGAUACCAAAUGCAGUAUUUGCCAGGAAGAAUAUGCAUUUGGAGAUGAAGUGGGGAGGUUGGGAUGUGAGCAUGCAUUUCAUAUGGUCUGCGUACACCAGUGGCUGCAGCUGAAGAAUUGGUGCCCAAUCUGCAAGGCUUCAGCAACACCCUCACAAUCAUCCUUGAAAGUGUAGUUCAUAUAUACUGAAUCAGAUAUGUGGCAGUAUUCUGUACAAAUUACGGGGGCCUCUUCAAUUUAUCUUUUUUAUUUUUAUUUUUUAUUUUUUAUUUUAUUUUUAUUUUUUUAGGUGUGCAUAAAAUAUCGGUUUCAUUCAAUCCACUAAUAAACCCGGGCUGUUCGCUUUGUGGUUGGAACUACAUAAUGAUUUGCGUAGUACACUGAAUAAAAAAAAUUUAACAAAUAGCUGCCUGUUCAGUUCAUUGGAAUAUGCCUUUUCAUUUUUUUA
Messenger RNA from Cornus florida, 2098 nucleotides. RefSeq lists its product as uncharacterized. NCBI's taxonomy places the organism in Eukaryota, Viridiplantae, Streptophyta, Magnoliopsida, Cornales, Cornaceae. Bases 167 to 1825 code for a protein of 552 amino acids. Gene Ontology annotation, molecular function: ubiquitin protein ligase activity. The transcript is spliced from 6 exons. The record is from RefSeq and is a predicted model, not a curated record.